This is a messenger RNA of Miscanthus lutarioriparius, 1290 nucleotides long. The record is from the annotation of a GenBank genome assembly. NCBI's taxonomy places the organism in Eukaryota, Viridiplantae, Streptophyta, Magnoliopsida, Poales, Poaceae.
AUGGAGCUGAGCAGAGGCAUUGUCUCUCCCCCGCUCCGGUCGGUUUACUCCUGCCACGGACGCUGCGGUCCUCCCUCCGGAGCGUUCUCACCGCCGCCGUCGUCUUCUACCGUGGAAGUGCGCCGGCGCUGCAUCAGCAGGGCGCUGCUGCCGCGGCAGCAGGAGUGGGUGGAAGGCUGGGUCCGGCGCAACGACACGCUCGUCCGCGGCCUGCCCAUCCUCGUCGGCGGAUCUUCCCUCGUUGCUGUUCUCCUCAACCGCGCCGUCUCAGGAAUUGCCGCCGUCGCCGACGCCUCCAGUUCGCAGUCGAGGGCUGACAUAUUGACCCUUGCUCUCUCCGUGACUGAUAUUCUUGCCGGCCUCGUUUGGUUAUCCAUCCGUCCGAAAUCCAUUUCUCCGGUGGUUCCUAAAGGUGUCGAAUGUAAACGAGUUGGUCCGGGCGUGUCAAGUUAUGCUCUCCAUGAACUACUUUGGACAUGGGAUUCGCUCACUACUGCAACUUGUUGCAAAUCACUGGUUAUUGUGUAUGGAGGUAAUUGUGUUCUUCAAAUCGGGGUUGCUGCGGGAUCUCCAGAAGAUGGUAAUGCACUUAAUGUGGAUGCACAAAAGUUCAUCCAAGGCUCUCUUUACAAAAGUGUCAUGGAAUCCAAGAAGCAAUCUUAUCUGGCAAAUCUUGCUUUGUAUCCUGGGAGGUCUGAAUUGCCGUUCUUGCCUGCUAACACACAGGACUACCCUGGAUGCUGCUAUAGCCUAGAACGCCAUGGGCAGAAGCUCGUCGACCUCCUGAGCAAAGUCAUCAAGGAAGGCGUCAUCCUGGAAGAGAACCUUGAAGGCCUCGUGCUUAGACUUGGACAGUGGAUUGGCGAACAUGGACUCGUACUUCUGGAAAGCCGUGGUGUCAACAUCUUGCGCUGUGUUUGCAAGUCCCAACCUGGCCAUCAGCACAUUUUGAGCCUGCAGGGUUGGGUUGGCAGCCUUAGACUUAGCUGCCAAGCGACGACUCCGCCUAGGAGAACCAGCACUUGGUAUGACCCAAGGAACCCUGAGCGUUGGCCUUGCUCGGAUCAAUGGGGUUUGGAGAGGCAAACAGACACGGUCCUUCAGAGAGCGGCGGAUGUCCGCGACUGCUACGGUGACAUCAGCCACCUUUCCCUGCGGAUCGGUGGAGGCCACCUAUCCAGGGCCUUUGCCCGGCACAACCACAUCAGCCACAGUACUCUGCGAGUCAUCAGCAGCUUUGCCUGCACAUCUUCUUGGCGGGGUGCUGAAGACUCCGAGCUGCAGCGGUAA